Messenger RNA from Aureobasidium musti, 2235 nucleotides. NCBI's taxonomy places the organism in Eukaryota, Fungi, Ascomycota, Dothideomycetes, Dothideales, Saccotheciaceae. The record is from the annotation of a GenBank genome assembly.
AUGGUCGGCCGACAGAACACGCGCUCCUCUCACGAUGGAGCAAGGUCAACGCGCACCUCGAAGCGCUAUUCCAUGACGGCUUUGUACCUGUCUAUGAAUGCAAACCCGCGCGAACUUGAAAUCGAAGACGACCUUGCACGCGUCCUCCGUGAUCUCAAAUCCAAGAUCUCAUCGCAGUCCAAGAAGAACUUUGUGCUGGAGAAAGAUGUGCGAUACCUCGACUCGAGAAUUGCUCUGCUCGUGCAGAACCGCAUGGCCCUGGAGGAGUCCGACGAACUUACCGAGGGUGCUUUCCCUAACGAUGACAAGACGCAGAAGUACGGCAACCUGUUAUUCCUACUUCAGUCCGAACCGAAACACAUUGCACAUCUGUGUCGCCUAGUGACGCUGGCCGAAAUCGACCAAUUGCUCCAGACAGUCAUGUUCACCAUCUACGGCAACCAGUACGAGAGUCGUGAAGAGCACCUGCUGCUCACCAUGUUCCAGUCUGUCCUGACCUACCAAUUCGACAACACUCCCGAUUACUCCUCCCUUCUUCGAGCCAAUACUCCCGUCUCUCGCAUGAUGACCACAUAUACACGCAGAGGACCAGGUCAAGGUUAUCUCAAGACGGUACUCUCCGAACAAAUCAACUAUGUCACAAGCAAGUUGCGCGAUGUUGAUCUCGAGAUCAACCCCUUGAAGGUGUACGAGACAAUGAUGGCUGAGCGUGCCUCAAUCCGCGGUUCCACUUCGAGUCUGCCCCCUGGAGGCGUCACGGCCGAAGAAGCCGCUGCAAACCCACAAGUCCAAGCCAUCAUCAGCCGCAGGGUUGGUCAAUUAAUCCAGCUUGCCAACUACUUCCUCGACACGAUUGUCAACGGCAUGGACGAGACGCCAUACGGUAUUCGAUGGAUAUGCAAACAGAUUAGGAGUCUCUCAAGGAGAAAAUACCCGGAUGCUCAAGACCAGACCAUCUGUACCUUGAUCGGUGGUUUCUUCUUCCUGCGUUUCAUCAACCCCGCCAUAGUCACUCCCAGGUCGUAUAUGCUUAUUGAGCAGAACCCUGCCGAGAACCCCAAGCGUACUCUUACUUUGGUCGCGAAGAUGCUCCAAAACCUCGCCAACAAGCCCUCCUACGCAAAAGAACCGUACAUGUCCGUGCUUCAACCGUUCAUCCAGCAAAACAAAGAGCGCAUGAAUAAGUUUCUGCUCGAUUUGUGCGAGGUUCAAGACUUUUACGAGACACUCGAAAUGGACAACUACGUCGCCCUCUCCAAGAAGGACCUCGAAUUGCCCAUCUCGCUCAACGAAGUCUACGCUAUGCACGCACUUCUCGAAAAGCAUACUCAAGAGUUGGUAUCAAAAGACGAGGGAUCACAUUUGAAGAUCUUGUUGCAAGAUCUGGGCCCAGCACCAGCACAACUGCCAAGAAAAGAAAAUCGUGCCAUCAACCUCCCACUGUACAGCAAAUGGGAGACGGCUCUCGACGAUCUUACAGCUGCACUCGACAUUACUCAAGAGGAGGUUUUCUUCAUGGAAGCAAAGUCGACAUUUGUCAUGAUCUUGCGCUCUUUGCCUUCGAAUGCAGUGGUUGCACGACGACCGCUUCGUCUCGACAGAGUUGCUGAAGCAGCUGCCACUACAAAGAACGACUCGGUCAUGGUGCGCAAAGGUAUCCGUAGCAUGGAGCUGCUAAGCCAAUUGAACGAUAUGGGCAUGAUCGACAAAGCAGACAACUACGCAUCUCUUCGUGACGAAGUUGAGCAAGAGUUAAACCAUCUCGGCUCGUUGAAGGACAGAGUCUUGACCGAAAGUCAAAAGCUCGAGGAGGUGUAUCAGACGAUUCGGGACCAUAACGCAUAUCUUGUCGGCCAGCUCGAGACUUACAAGUCGUAUUUGCACAACGUCAGAGGCCAGUCCGAAGGAACCACCAAGCGAGUGCAAAACCAANAAGUGCUUGGACCAUACAAGUUCACGCAUGCUCAGCUGGAGAAGGAAGGCGUCAUCCAGAAGAGCAAUGUGCCCCCGAAUCGACAAGCGAACAUCUAUUUCAAUAUGACCAGCCCGAGUCCCGGAACAUUCAUCAUCUCCUUGCAUUAUAAGGGUUUACUGGAACUCGACUUGAAACUGGACGACUUGCUCGAAAUGCAGAAAGACAGCCAAGAAGAUCUCGAUCUCGAGUACGUGCAGUUCAAUGUGUCGAAGCUGCUCGUCCAUCUCAACAAGAAGUUCGCACGGAAACGAGGCUGGUAG